Messenger RNA from Symbiodinium pilosum, 1764 nucleotides. Lineage: Eukaryota; Dinophyceae; Suessiales; Symbiodiniaceae. The record is from the annotation of a GenBank genome assembly.
AUGUACCAGAUUAUCGCUCAUUUGCAGGUUUUUGCUCCAGCGGACAAAAAAGCUGAAGAUGCAAAAGACAAGGACAAAGAGUCAAAGCGCAAGGCUGCUGCCGCUAAGUCUAAGAGGGACCAUGAGGACUUGGUGCAAGGCUCAGGACUGGGGGACAUCCUUGAGAAGGAGGAGGGCAAGGGCAGCGCAUCAGACUGGAUUGCGAGGACCAGAGCUGCAGAUGGCACCAUGAAAGGUGCGACAGCAAAAUCAGACGAUGGAAAAAAGAGGAAGGAGGCUCCUGGUGGAGAUGCUUCCGUUCCAAAGAUGAAAGUGCGACACGACUCUGAAGCCUUCAAAGAGGGCGAGACCGUCGUGAUGACUCUCAGCGACCAGCGACUUAUCGACAAGGAUGGCAACCUCGUUGAGACGCAAGAUGAGCUGUCCAACGUCAACCUGCUCGAUUCUGACAAGGCCAAGAAGCAUGAAGCUAUAAGGUCGCAGGUAGAGUAUGACCCCACCAAGCAAGGAGCAGAUAUUCUGGACAAGUACGAUGACCCUUCUGUUGCACCUAGCGGUUUCAUGAUCGGGGGCGUGCCCACCGGAGUCAUUGAAGAAAGGGAUCCCGAGAAGAGGCUGCAGAUUCUGACGGCGAUGAGCGAGAAUCAGACACUGGACUUUGGGAACAAGUUCCAGUCGGACUUCUACACUUCAGAUGAGAUGGCAAAGUUCAAGAAGCCUACGAAAAAGCCCGCCAAGAAGAAGAGCCGGGCGAAGGUGAUCUCUGGCUUGGACCACACUGAGCUCUGCCUGGUCAUGCCCAAGGCAGGCUGGACAACUCAGGAUUUGAUGGAUGCGGUCAGCCUCGAGACCUUGGUUCCAGGUGAUCAUUUCCGCCUUGUGUGGGCUGGAGCUGCGCUAGGCUCCGGGCGGUUGCCAGCAGCCUUCCAAAAGAAGAGUGACGUACCGCUCAAGCUGACCAUGGUCAGGAUUCAGCCGGCCUGGGCGAUGGCUUUGGACCGGGUGUUGGCAGGCCUCAUUCCCAGUGCCGACUUUGACUCGAUAUGUGACGGUCGCGUGCUGCAUGAACUAGGAGAAGUCCGAGAAUGCCUGCGGCAAAACCGUGAAUUGGCGCUUGCCGCAGUGCAACACUCCGGGAGCAUGCUAAUGCACUGCAGCGAGGAGUUGCUGCUUGAUAAGGAGUUGGUGUUGGCGGCGCUCCGCGAAUGCGGAACCGCGCUGCGAUUUGUUCCACUCCCAUUACGCGGCGACCACGAGGUUGUUUUGAUUGCCGUGCGCAGUGAUGGCGAAGCAUUGGUCCAUGCGCCUCCCGAACUCCAGGCGAACAGGGAGCUUGUGGCAGAAGCAGUGGCCCAAGCCGGAGAGGCUCUGCGGCAUGCUUCGCCGCUUCUAAAGCAGGACAGAUCAUUCGUCCUCGAGGCGGUCCGAAGGCGUGCCAAGGCGUUCCUCUAUGUGGCGGCCACUUUGAGAGAUGACAAGGCUUUCGUUCUCUCAGCAGUGCGGGUGAAUGGCGACGUAUUGACUUAUGUUCCGCAGGUGCUGCGCACGGACAAAGACGUGUGCAUGGCGGCCAGAGCAUUUUGGGCCGGUGACGGAGAUGCACCAGCACACCACGAUGGUUUGCUGCGGAAGGGCCUGCUGUGGGAGUCCAGUGAGCACGCCAAGAAAGCCGCGCAGAUCCUUGAAGGCGCCGGGUUUGCUGACGGAUUUGCUGCUUGUCUGGAGGAAGGAUGUUGGACCGUCUUGGCAGGCAGACCAACGUGA